Salvia hispanica is the source of this 3047-nucleotide messenger RNA. Its product is annotated as Helicase protein with RING/U-box domain-containing protein. The record is from RefSeq and is a predicted model, not a curated record. Gene Ontology annotation, cellular component: nucleus. Gene Ontology annotation, molecular function: ATP-dependent activity, acting on DNA; ATP binding. NCBI's taxonomy places the organism in Eukaryota, Viridiplantae, Streptophyta, Magnoliopsida, Lamiales, Lamiaceae. Gene Ontology annotation, biological process: nucleotide-excision repair.
CAUUUCCCGCCGCGAAUCUCCUCCGUAACCACCACCCACCUACCCCUGCCCCCCUUUAGUUUCCUUCUGCUUUUUUAACCACCGUUUCACCAAAACAAGCACCUCAAUUGUUCAAACCCUAAUUUUUUUAAUAUUCCGUUCAAUUCUCUGAUCCUCCAAUUGCAGAAUGAGGCUUCGCUCUCACGCCGAUGGCGCUUCUUCUUCCAAAGGGAAGCGGAAACCGAAGUACAGAGACGGUUCUGAUGCGGAAGAUUAUGGAGUGGACCCGUCCUCCGAUUCUGAUUUUGACGUUCCGAGUGAUGAUGGUGAAGAUCUGCUUGAUGCACUUGAUAACAGUACGGCAAUGUUCAAUUUGAACUAUAUAAGUGAUGAGGAUGGUGUCGCGAAGAGGAGGAAAACGAACUCCUAUGGGAAAAGCGCAAGUAGUAAAAAAGUUGAAGAGGAGAGUGAGAGAUGCUCAGAUGCAGACAUUGAGACUGGUACUGGCAUCGAUCUAGAGAAAAUCGAAUACGCUAGUGGAAUAGCUGAGAAAUUUCUCACGAAAAGGAAGGGAAAGAAGAAAAAAGAUAGGCCUAUACUAAUGUGGGAAGUAUUAGAAGAAGAAAAUGAUAGAUGGAUUGAAGAGAAUUUACAAAUGGAUAUGGACCUGAUGAAUCAGAAUGAGAUAUCAAUGGAAACUGCUGAGCCUUCAGAGGACUUGAUAAUACCACUACUAAGAUACCAGAAGGAGUGGUUAGCUUGGGCUUUGAAACAAGAGGAAUCUUCUGCCCGAGGUGGCAUCCUUGCCGAUGAGAUGGGAAUGGGCAAGACUCUCCAGGCAAUAGCACUCGUUCUUUUUAAAAGAAGCAUCUCAGCAGGAAUUCCUGAUGCUUACGUACCCUCAUCUUCAGGCAGUUCCUCAAAGGAGUUGCCACAAAUAAAGGGCACACUUGUUAUAUGUCCCCUGGUUGCUGUGAUGCAGUGGGUUAGAGAGAUUGAUCGAUUCACUGCCGAUGGAAGCACCAAAGUCCUUGUCUAUCAUGGUGCCAACCGAGCAAAAAAUCUUUAUCAGCUUUCAGAUUAUGAUUUUGUUAUAACAACAUAUGCAAUUGUUGAGGCAGAAUACAGAAAAUAUGUGAUGCCUCCUAAAGACAAAUGCCAGUAUUGUGGAAAAUUGUUUUAUGAGCAUAAGUUGAAAAUUCACUUGAAAUAUAUGUGCGGACCUGGUGCUGUUCGGACUGUUAAGCAGGCAAAGCAGCAAAGAAAGGAACCAAAGGGCAAGAAAAUGCCGGAUCUCGAGAUUAAUACAAGGGAGCUAAACAAAGGGAACAAAAAUGGCAUUGGUUGCAAGGAAAUGGAAAAUGAUGAUUCAGUUGAUAAUUCAGAUAUGGCCACAUCCAAGGGAAAAUCUAUUCUGCACUGUGCGGCUUGGGAACGUAUUGUGUUGGAUGAGGCUCAUUGUAUUAAAGAAAGACGUAGCAAUACGACUAGAGCUGUUCUUGCUCUACAAUCUAGAUACAAGUGGGCUUUAAGUGGUACUCCUCUUCAGAAUCGUGUGGGCGAGCUCUACUCACUUAUUCGCUUUCUCCAGAUAGUUCCUUACUCGUAUUAUUUCUGCAAGGAUUGCGAUUGUCGUACGCUUGAUUACAGUACAGCAGAAUGCCCAGGAUGUGAGCAUAAAAAUGUUCGGCACUUUUGCUGGUGGAAUAGAUAUGUUUCUACACCAAUUCAAGAUUCUGGCAGGAAGGGAGGUGGUAGAGGUGCUAUGAUUUUGUUAAAACACAAAAUCCUGAAAAGCUUAGUGUUAAGACGUACAAAAAAGGGUAGAGCAGCUGAUCUUGCGCUACCCCCUAGAAUUGUUACAUUGAGAAGAGAUUCUCUCGAUGUUGUUGAAGAAGACUAUUAUACAGCUCUCUACAACGAGAGUCAAGCGCAGUUUAAUACAUACGUCGAUGCAGGAACGCUGAUGAAUAACUAUGCCCACAUAUUUGAUCUACUGACACGCCUUCGUCAGGCAGUUGAUCAUCCCUACCUCGUGGAAUAUUCUCUUACUUCAAUGGAAAGAAAGGGCAAAGCAGUUGAUACUGGAAGUGAUGUGAAAUGUGGCUUGUGUAAUGACACCGAAGAAGACACAGUGGUCACAUCAUGUGGGCAUACCUUCUGCAAACCCUGUUUGAUCGAUUUUAGUGCUAGCAUGGGACAAAACUCUUGCCCUACUUGUUCAAAGCCACUUACUGUUGAUUUCACCGCCAACAAAGCUGGGAAAGAACCAAGGUCAAAAACAACUGUCAAAGGAUUCAGACCAUCAAGUAUUUUGAAUAGAAUCCGGCUUGAUGAUUUUCAGACAAGUACAAAAAUUGAUGCUUUGAGGGAAGAAAUUCGAUUUAUGGUUGAAAGGGAUGGUUCAGCCAAGGCAAUUGUCUUCAGCCAGUUCUCGUCUUUCUUGGAUCUCAUACACUAUGCCCUUCAAAAGUCUGGAGUGCAGUGUGUCCAGUUAGAUGGGUCCAUGUCAAUGGGAGCUAGAGAUACUGCUAUAAAAAAGUUUACUGAGGAUCCUAGUUGCAGAGUCUUUCUGAUGAGCUUAAAAGCAGGGGGUGUCGCCCUCAAUCUCACGGUAGCAUCACAUGUUUUCUUGAUGGAUCCAUGGUGGAAUCCUGCUGUGGAGCGGCAGGCGCAAGACAGAAUUCAUCGAAUUGGCCAAUUCAAACCAAUAAGGAUUGUGAGGUUUAUUAUUGAAAACACCGUGGAGGAAAGGAUUUUAAAGUUGCAGGAGAAGAAGGAAUUAGUAUUCGAGGGCACGGUGGGUGGAUGUUCGGAGGCACUGGCCAAAUUAACAGAAGCUGAUCUGAGAUUCCUGUUUGUGACUUGAGUUUCAUCAGGUCUGCUGGUAAAUUUUAGGAUUUUGUCGUGUCGUUCGGUUAGCGUUUCCUUUCGAUGAACGAAUUGCUAAAACUAGUCCGGUAUUUUUGACUCCUUUUGGCAAAGACAGAUCUUUGCCUGUUGUUGUAAUGUAACAGAUCUUUGAUGAUGCUAGACAUUAACAUAUGAAUGUGUUACAGUUUAUUGCA